Messenger RNA from Nicotiana attenuata, 1365 nucleotides. RefSeq names its product GATA transcription factor 25-like. The transcript has 8 exons. Lineage: Eukaryota; Viridiplantae; Streptophyta; Magnoliopsida; Solanales; Solanaceae. Bases 472 to 1083 code for a protein of 203 amino acids. Gene Ontology annotation, molecular function: zinc ion binding; sequence-specific DNA binding. Gene Ontology annotation, biological process: regulation of DNA-templated transcription. The record is from RefSeq and is a predicted model, not a curated record.
UGUAAUAUUUUCCAAUUUUAGGAUGCAUUUUGUUAAAACGAACAUUUGUCUCCUUCACACUUUCUUCCUCUUCGUCCAUCAUUUUGCUGUCUGUAGCUGAAUUUUGAUCAUGAAAUUCGAAUGAAAAUAUCAUCACAAUUACUUAAGAAUUCAUAUAUUUCUUAUAAACGAAGAUAAUUCGGAGAUUUUUUUCUUGUUUGUGAAAAGAUGAUUCUUUUAAUUAUGAAAUUAGAGUGAUUUUGAAGGAUUAGGUUUUCAAUUUUCAUGGUGUAUAUAUAGAUAUAUAGAGAGAGUAUCAUGAUGGCGGCGAAUCCACGGCCACUGCAGUCGCGUUUGUACGAAGAUCACGCGCUGUUACAGUCGAUACAGAGGGAGGAGGAGGAUGACGACGGCACGUAUGAGGUUGAUGGAGGUGAAGAAACUAUGGAUGAGGCGGAGGAAAUACGAACGAAGUUUUAAAUCACCAUCAAUAUGGGGGAGGUGGUGGAGUUGUGGAAGUUUCUAGAAGUAGUGAGCUUACUCUUGCUUUUGAAGGUGAAGUGUAUUUUUUUCCUGCUGUCACUCAGGAGAAGGAUGCAUCGGAAGAAUGGUCAAUUUGCAUCUUUGAAAGCAAGUUCUGGAUCUUCUAGCUGCGACUCAGCCAAGAGUAGCCUUGCAGGAGAUGGCACUCAGCAUUCUGAAACUGUUCCUGUAAAGUGUCACCAUUGUGGUGUGAGUGAAAAUUGUACGCCAGCAAUGCGUCGUGGGCCAGAUGGACCAAGGACACUCUGCAAUGCAUGUGGACUAAAGUGGGCAAACAAGGGAACAUUGAGAGAUCUAAGCAAGGGAGCGAGGAAAAUAUCUGUUGAACCAAAAGAACCGGGAACUCCGGACAAUCCCAUGAAGGCCUUUGCUGAAGGAUCUCUUGAUCAGUGUGCUGAUGUAGAAAAGAAUCUAUUCGGCGCUGGGAGCAAUCAUGCAAAUGAGAUACCUGUGGGUAUCACUAGUCCUUCUAGUAAUCUUGUUGAGCAGGAAACUCUAGUUGAUAUUGGAAAUGCUCCCAAAACUGAAAUUGACAUUCCUGCAAAUUUUGACUACCCGUAAUUAUUGUUGUAACAUACCCCGAUUGCAGUGACAUCUCCUUUUCCAGAGAGAUAUUACCAUUUCAAACUAACCCUGUUAAUUAGGAAUGGAUGCAAGUGUAAGUGUUGAUGCUUGCAAAUUAGUAAGUAAUACUAUUGGUGCCUAGCCAAUUCGUACUAGUGUGAAUGUUCGCUUCCUGUACAUCCUGAGCUAGUUCGAAUUCUAAACCUUCGUUGUAUACUAAUGGUGAUGAUCUCAUGUUUCUUUCAAAAUCCUUUCUUUAUUGCAUGGUUUUACUUGGUA